This is a messenger RNA of Saccharomyces paradoxus, 1458 nucleotides long. RefSeq names its product guanine deaminase (gene GUD1). Gene Ontology annotation, cellular component: cytosol. Gene Ontology annotation, biological process: guanine catabolic process. The coding region runs from base 1 to 1458 and encodes 485 amino acids. The record is from RefSeq and is a predicted model, not a curated record. NCBI's taxonomy places the organism in Eukaryota, Fungi, Ascomycota, Saccharomycetes, Saccharomycetales, Saccharomycetaceae. The transcript has a single exon. Gene Ontology annotation, molecular function: zinc ion binding; guanine deaminase activity.
AUGACGAAAAGUGAUUUAUUAUUUGAUAAAGGCAAUGACAAACAUGCUGAAUUUCUAGUUUUUUUUGGUACUUUUGUAGAUACCCCUAAAUUGGGAGAGCUGAGAAUCAGAGAGAGAACGUCUGUUGGAGUUCUCGGUGGAAUCAUCAGAUUUAUCAACAGAAAUUCAUUUGAUCCUAUCAAGGAUUGUUUAGCCUACGAUAGUAGUUUAUCGCCAGAGGAUGUUACUGUGAUUGACACAAUUGGGGAAGAUAAGACUCAACAUAGCACCUUUUAUUUCCCAGGCUUUAUAGAUACGCACAACCAUGUCUCGCAAUACCCCAAUGUGGGUGUAUUUGGAAAUUCUACCCUGCUGGAUUGGCUAGAGAAAUAUACAUUCCCUAUAGAAGCCGCAUUAGCAAACGAAAACAUUGCAAAAGAAGUUUACAAUAAAGUAAUAAGCAAGACGCUUUCUCAUGGUACAACAACUGUGGCUUAUUAUAAUACCAUUGAUCUCAAAUCCACUAAGCUCUUGGCUCAGCUAAGCUCCUUAUCGGGGCAGCGUGUUCUUGUUGGGAAGGUAUGCAUGGAUGCCAAUGGACCCGACUAUUAUAUUGAAGAUACUAAAACUUCUUUUGAAAGCACGGUAAAAGUUGUUAAAUACAUACGGGAAACCCUUUGUGACUCUCUCAUAAACCCUAUAGUGACACCAAGGUUUGCUCCCUCUUGUUCCAGAGAAUUGAUGCAACAAUUGUCCAAGCUAGUGAAGGAUGAGGACAUACACGUGCAAACGCACUUGUCGGAAAAUAAGGAGGAGAUACAAUGGGUUCAAGAUUUGUUUCCUGAAUGUGCAAACUAUACUGAUGUAUACGACAAAUACGGACUGCUCACAGAGAAAACAGUACUAGCACACUGUAUUCAUCUGACAGAUGCCGAAGCGCGUGUGAUUAAACAACGACGCUGUGGUAUAUCUCAUUGUCCCAUUUCUAACUCCUCUUUGACCUCAGGAGAGUGUAGGGUUCGAUGGUUGCUGGACCAAGGGAUAAAGGUUGGUCUAGGUACCGACGUUUCAGCUGGUCAUUCUUGUAGCAUACUGGCCACAGGAAGACAGGCUUUUGCAGUUUCAAGGCACUUGGCAAUGAAAAAGACUGACCAUGUGAAACUGUCAGUCUCUGAAUGCCUAUUUCUUGCUACAAUGGGCGGAGCACAAGUCUUGCAUAUGGAUGAUACCUUGGGGACUUUUGAAGUGGGUAAGCAGUUUGACGCCCAAGUGAUCGAUACCGAUGCUCCCGACUCAAACGUGGACAUGUUUCAUUGGCAGUUACAGGGGGAGGACGAAAUGCAAGAGCAAAUGCAAGAUAUUUAUACAAACCCUCCGCUGCUUACCAAAGAAGACAUAAUCGCAAAAUGGUUCUUUAACGGUGAUGAUCGUAACACCACUAAAGUUUGGGUAGCCGGUCACCAAGUUUACCAGGUUUAA